Molecule: messenger RNA, 3546 nt
Organism: Giardia duodenalis
Lineage: Eukaryota; Fornicata; Diplomonadida; Hexamitidae
Exons: 1
Coding region: 1-3546 (1181 amino acids)
Source: RefSeq, a predicted model, not a curated record
AUGGAGCAUGCACAAUCAAAUCCCACUGCAUCGGCGCCUUUGCUGGAUGUCAGUUAUGAGUUUACACACGCAGAUGUGCUAAGCUGCUUAGAAGACACAAACUCCCCCGUUCCAGAGUUUUCAACCAAGACCCAGUACACAUCGUUCCGUGAUGCGUUGGCAGGUAUUUUUAGCAACUUUAGCAUAGAAAUUUAUACAGAGGUAUCUAAUCACUUUGGAUUUGAGGGCGUCUCUGAUUACGAUCUGACGUCUGUGGCAAACUCUGAAUGUCAUCUCUCCGUCAUUCAGCCACAGGCUCCAUCGCCCUCUUUCCUGAAAGACGCCACACAGUCGGGAAACUUUCCCGGUGUGGUGGAGCUUUUGAAAAUGAGCCUCCGAGUCUACGUCGAUGAAAUAGAAGGAGUCAUCAAGGGAGCCUGCAUGAUCUCUGAUAGCGACCCUUUACUCAUCAGUCAAUCGUUUGCAGUCCUGCUGGCAGUGUGGAACGAUCUGCGCACUAAACUGGCUAACACAAGCACGCUUUUCGCCGGAUACGGGCUCCCCCUUAACACGGUGAGGGAUACCUUUAUCGAUGCACUUACUACUGACCUCAUUAAUGAAGAGCGUGCAAAGAAGAUCAUCUCCCUGAUCAUCAAUGGGAUAUCUACAUAUCUGCUAGGGAGUGAGCAGCCUCACAUUCUUUCUCUGCGGGCUAUGAUCAGCUUUGUUGGUGCUGUUCACUCUCAGUAUAUUGACGAAUUGGUGGAUAAGCUUAUACCAUCAGUAGUGGCGAUUUUGCGAGGCAAGUUGAACGGACUUCUCACCAACAAACAGGGCAGCCAAAAGGCAUCCUUGGAACUAUUGCAUAGCAUCCAGGCUAGGAUUAAACCGGCACUGAGCAGGGGAUUAUUGCACAACCUUAGUCUGUCCACGUCUGAUUGUUCUUACGAUUCAGAAGAAGAGACAGAUAGUGAAGGCGGAGAUGACCUCCAGGAGGACGACACAUGCAAGGCACAGCCAGGUGUGCCUUCAGAUGGAUCUGCUAAUGUGACGAAUACAGAAAUCAGUGUCCCUAUUGGUUCAACUGAUAACGCGGAUGAUGCAAAUGACUCUUUGUUGAUACGGCAUCAUGCUCCCGUGAUGAAUAGUGAUAUUUGUGUUGCAAUCCUCUCUGUAAUAUCUUCCCUCAACGAGUUCACAGAGGUAUUAGCAUACCUGCUUCAAGUGACUUAUGUGGAAUUGCCAACAAAAGUCACUACGGCCAUGCGCUGUAUGCAGAGAAAUAGCGGACUGUUUAUGCCAUCGCAGGAGUGCCUAAACAUUUUAGAGGUACAGUCCAAUCUCUCGCACCUCCGCACAAGCCUCCUUUCUGCUGUUUUGAACGAUCUGGAGCCGUUGCUGACAUCGCCUAUCCUAUCCUACACUGUAAUAUUUAACUACUUCAAUGGUGGCAAGGGGCUAAUCUAUCACCUUUACGUUCUAGCGUAUGAGGCAGAAGAGCGCUGCGGGGCUGCUGAGGACAGUCCCCUGUCGCUAAUAGAUAACUUUAUUACGCGAUCCCUCGAUCUUUCUCUUAAAUAUGCAUACAGAAACCCUGGCACAUAUUCUUUGUGUAUAGAUAAAUUUCUAGCCAAUCCAUUUGUAGUAGACCAGUCUUACCUAAAGGGCAAUCCUCCAACCUUUCCCGUAGCACAGGUUUUGGCUGUCAAUCUCAUUUAUCUCAACUCUGUUUCUGAGGACAUUCAAGAAACACUCAGGUAUCUCCUCUCAAACUCUCUUCUGGUGACUUUACGUAAAAUGCAGAGCAACUUAUCGAGUGGGAAGGUGUAUGAACUUGAAAACCCCAGUCUAAAAGCCCACGUCUACACUGCCGCGUACGUCGACACCCUUUGCUGCAACUCAAAUAGCUCUGUUGCAUUUGUCUCUGCCGAAGCCAUUCUCGUCCUUGUGGAUAGCAUAAUUCGGUUUAUCUGCCUGUUAGAGCUAAAGCUGAAGGAGCUAGAUGAGCUUUUUUGCAACCCAGAGCCUCAUGAGCAGAUACGGGAAUACCUGUCUCUACUGUCUUGUCCCUCUGUUCCUGGCCAACCGCUGGAGGCGCUUUUGCGGCAGAUCUUUUGUCCGAGUAGCAGUUUGCGGCUUCCGCAGCUUCUUCUUUGCGCGCUACUUGCAUACUGUGGUCACUCAUGUAACUCCUUACUCGCUUCUAAAAACUCCGAGCCCCAGGGGCCCGUGACAACGGUCGCUGCAGCCCCCAUAGGCACCUCUAAUGGGAUUACCUUUCGAAGUAGCACCAAGAUUGCAUGGGAGAAGAUGCUUAUUCACAAAGCUCCACCGCGGAAGCAACCUCUGUUCCAUAACCUCCUUGAUAUUGCUGAGAUGAUGGGUAGGUUUUCGUGGCCUAUUCUGAGCAGCUGUAUGGGCUUUCUUCGGAAGAAUGAUGGAAGCUUGGCAGCUAUAGUUUCGCGAAUGAUCAAUCUGUCUCUGAAUAGGUUCCUCUGCUUUUCUACGUCUCAUGCCCUUCUUAUUCUGGAGCAAGAAUCAUAUCUAGAGUUUCGAUCGUCUAUACCUUCAGAUGAUAUCUCAGACAUUUGCCACAAAUAUCUCAAUAAUAUUACCAGCGCAUCGAGUGUUGCGCAUGCUGCGAAAAACAUGACAAUGAGCGACACCAACUACAUAUUGAUCAACGCUGCCUUUCAGUCUUUUCUGGAUGAAACAUUUAUACACGUUAGCGCCGCCAGGAAAACGCCUAUGCUGACAACUGAUAUCCAAAAGAUGCUUAUGGCGUUUGUGUCCGGCCACGUCAGGGUUAUUUCUCCCUUGCUGAAGAGCACCCUUGAAGCAAGCGACGUGCCCCCUCUUCAUGUUCUGUCCUUGUCUGGCAGCAUAAUCAUAUGCACGCGCGAAGUGGCUGACACUCUUGAUUUUGUUCUUCAGAGAACACGUGUUUUCCCCGCAGACUUGGCUACCGUCCUUGGAGAAGUGUUCUCCUCUGUCUACCCACAGAUGAUUCGCGACGGUCUUCUGGCGAUGGACUCCAAGGGGUACUUGACAGUUCACUCCAGUCUGGCUAAGACGAAAAGUGCGAAGGAGCAGCUUAAAGACCUUACCAGGCAGGACCCCAUUGCAUCCUUUUUUAACAGAGAGCGCUGUGACUACUUCUGCUUCUCCUACGCCAAUGAAGGGCCACAUUACAAGCACCUCGAUUGCUACACAUGGUAUCACUCGUUAGAUUCUGUAAGGUGCUUGCCGAGCAAGCAGGAGGUGUCUGCUGCUGACGGACAAUCUGACGCGAUCACAGAUGCGGCGCCAACAGUCAUUGUGCCACAGUCGGCUCCUCAGGCCAUGGGUAAGGACAUCAACACUGUCAUCGCUCUUGCCAACGCGUUCAUUGUUCGAUUGGUCAAGACAUGCGGGCCACUUAGCAGGCGGGAAAUUAUCGAUCGCUGUGUCGAAGAGGUCAGCGGGACGUCCAACGAAACAGCCAAGUCUUCGCUGGAUAAUUUAAUUGACAUGGACUACCUCAGCUACGUGGACGGUGACUCGUCGCUCCUUGCGUAUGUGAUGUAG